ACUAACAUAAAGAGAGAGAAUCAGUCUGGGGAGUAGAAGAACGAAAUCCCAUUUUAUCAGCUUUUUCAGUUCUUCUUCGUUCUUCUUCUUUUACUAGUCUCAAUAGAAAUCUCUUUGUUUCUGUGAGAUCGAUUAGCAGAGAUGGAGAUGUUCUAUUACUUAGUGUUUGGAGCUAUGUCUGUAGUGGUAGCAGUAUUAGAAUUCAGCAAAAACAACAAAGAUCGGAUUAAUACUUCUACUGCUUUUAAUGCUUUCAAGAAUAACUACUUAGUUGUGUAUUCUCUUAUGAUGGCUGGGGAUUGGUUGCAGGGUCCAUAUGUGUACUUCUUGUACAGCCAAUAUGGUUUCUCAAAGGGAGAUAUUGGACGUCUCUUUAUUGCUGGUUUUGGGUCGUCUAUGCUCUUUGGGACUGUUGUUGGGUCUCUAGCUGACAAAACAGGACGUAAGAGGGCCUGCAUUACAUACUGUAUAACAUACAUCCUGAGUUGUAUCACCAAGCAUUCACCUCAGUACAAGGUUCUGAUGGUGGGUCGUAUCUUGGGAGGGAUUGCUACUUCCCUCCUGUUUUCAGCGUUCGAGUCAUGGCUAGUUGCAGAACACAACAAGAGAGGUUAUGAACAACAAUGGCUGUCAUUGACAUUCUCCAAGGCAAUAUUUCUUGGCAAUGGUCUCAUUGCUAUUUUUGCUGGGUUGUUUGGCAACAUGCUCGCUGAUAAUUUGGGAUUUGGUCCUGUUGCCCCCUUUGAUGCCGCUGCUUGCUUUCUCGCCAUUGGUAUGGCUAUUAUCUUAUCAACAUGGAGCGAAAACUUUGGUGACCCCUCUGAAAGCAAGGACUUGCUUACCCAGUUCAGGGGUGCAGCAGUAGCCAUUGCUUCUGACGAGAAGAUUGCACUGUUGGGAGCUAUUCAGUCCUUGUUUGAAGGCUCAAUGUACACCUUUGUGUUCCUUUGGACACCUGCUUUGAGCCCUAACGACGAGGACAUCCCACACGGAUUUAUUUUUGCAACAUUCAUGUUGGCCUCUAUGUUGGGAAGCUCCAUCGCAUCUCGAUUGAUGGCACGCCAAAAUCUCAAAGUUGAAGGCUACAUGCAGAUUGUGUUUGCAGUUUCUGCCUGUACUUUCCUUCUUCCCUUAGUCACUGGUUUCUUGGUACCUCCUUCAGGGGAGAAAGGUGGAAGCAUCUCAUUUGCAGGGUGUAUUCAACUUUUUGGAUUCUGUACAUUUGAAUCUUGUGUUGGCAUAUUCUGGCCAUCAAUCAUGAAGAUGAGAUCGCAAUACAUCCCUGAGGAGGCCAGAAGCACCAUCAUGAACUUCUUCCGAAUUCCUCUCAACAUCUUCGUGUGCAUUGUGCUAUACAAUGUUAAUGCGUUCCCGAUCACUGUCAUGUUUGGAAUGUGCUCUAUUUUCCUCUUGAUGGCGUCCAUCUUGCAGAGGCGGCUCAUGGUAGUGGCAGAGUUGCACAACAAGUCAAAGCCUGAAGACUGGACAUCAUUGAAGGAGAGGGACACAGAGGCUGAACCCCUGAACAUCUAAUUGAUGUGAAGGUGGCAACCAUCAAAGCUUAGACCGGUUCAGGAAAAAAUAGGCGAUCUUUCUUAACAGUGAGGCGUAGUAAUUGCAACAAUGCAAUUUGUUAGUUUACCAUUCCUAUAAAUAACAGGGGAGAUAUAGUAGGAUGGUUCACAAUUCAUUAAAUUGAGAACAGGUUUUGAAGAAAAAUCAGUCUGGUUAAAGAAGAGUUCAGGGCUAUUGGUAACAAAGGACAGUUGCAGGAAUAAUAGGUAUUGAAGUAAACUAGGGGCAUGGUAUGGAUUAUAUUACUUCCUACUGUUAUUUUUUGAAACUAAAAGUCCUCUGCUGUAAUUUUGGUUUUUAUUUGUUUUGUCUAAGUGUGUUUAAGGGUUAAUACAACAGGAUGUCUAGGGUUUUCUCUCUUUUUUUUCCUUUUUUUUAUGUGGAAUUGAACACCUGUUACAUGAUUAUUUUUCUUGGAGAUUCCAAGAUGCGGAUCUCUGUUCUGUAAGAACUUUUUAUAUAUAAAUAGAUAUUAUUUCUAAUCA
This is a messenger RNA of Papaver somniferum (opium poppy), 2060 nucleotides long. RefSeq names its product molybdate-anion transporter-like. Bases 142 to 1533 code for a protein of 463 amino acids. Gene Ontology annotation, cellular component: membrane. The transcript is spliced from 8 exons. Gene Ontology annotation, biological process: molybdate ion transport. Lineage: Eukaryota; Viridiplantae; Streptophyta; Magnoliopsida; Ranunculales; Papaveraceae. The record is from RefSeq and is a predicted model, not a curated record. Gene Ontology annotation, molecular function: molybdate ion transmembrane transporter activity.